This is a messenger RNA of Juglans regia (Persian walnut), 873 nucleotides long. RefSeq lists its product as uncharacterized. Gene Ontology annotation, molecular function: catalytic activity. Lineage: Eukaryota; Viridiplantae; Streptophyta; Magnoliopsida; Fagales; Juglandaceae. The record is from RefSeq and is a predicted model, not a curated record. The coding region runs from base 1 to 873 and encodes 290 amino acids. The transcript has a single exon.
AUGAAAAUAUGUAGCUGGAAUGCACGUGGGCUUGGGAACCCACGUGGCAUUCGAACCCUCUGUGAUCUAAUUCAGAGGGAAGGGCCCGACGUAGUGUUCUUGCAGGAGACCAGACUCUCCACUCGUGAAGUUGAAUCCUGUAAGUACAAGUUAGGUUUUCAAAAUUGUUUGGCUAUUAGUCCUGCAGAUGUUGAUCUUUUAGUUAUUAACUAUUCUUUUAAUCAUAUUGAUGUUGUGAUAAAAGACCCAAAUUUGAGGAUGGGACACUGGUUUUUAACUGCUAUUUAUGGUUUUCCUGAGACUCACUUACGGCAUCAAACUUGGCGUUUGCUUAGAUUGUUGUGUAGAGUGAAUGAUGACCCUUGGAUGGUGAUGGGGGAUUUUAAUGAGUUAAUGUAUUCUCAUGAGAAAUGUGGGGGUAGACCUAGGCCUGACAAUCAGCUUUACACUUUCAGAGAGGUUGUCGAAGACUGUAAUUUGAGCGAUUUGGGUUUCUCAGGUCCAAAGUUUACGUGGUCAAAUAGGAGACAUGGAGAUCAAUGUAUUAGUGAAAGGAUUGAUCGAUUCUUGGUCAAUUCUGUUUGGUUGGAUAGUUUUCCAAACGCUAGAGUAGCUCAUGGGGUGGUAGCCUAUUUGGACCAUUUACCUAUUUGGGUGAAUUUGGAGGGGGCCACUUUUCCCCGUUAUGUUAAAAAGUCUUUCAAAUUUGAGGCCAUGUGGGUUGGUGAGAAAGCUUGUGAAGAUAUUAUCAAAGGCGUUUGCGAAAGGGGUGUUGGUCCAACUACUAUGGAUGUUGUUUCUGGUUUGAUUAAUGAAUGUGGAGCUCAACUACAGGGGUGGAAUAAACAAUGUUUUGGAAAUGUUCAAACUUAA